This is a messenger RNA of Williopsis jadinii, 400 nucleotides long. RefSeq lists its product as uncharacterized. The coding region runs from base 55 to 234 and encodes 59 amino acids. The transcript has a single exon. The record is from RefSeq and is a predicted model, not a curated record. Lineage: Eukaryota; Fungi; Ascomycota; Saccharomycetes; Phaffomycetales; Wickerhamomycetaceae.
GUUUCCCCUCUCUUCCUUGAUGUGGGUAGUUAGGGCUCUCUCCAGUCGUCUCAAAUGAUUUCGAGUUAUAUCGAACUGAAACCUCAGCUGCAGUUGAUACACACACGUUCCACAAAUCAUUCUAAAGGGAGCCCCCCCCCCAAGGAUGCAACCGUCAUAUAUGCUACUCCCUUAUGUAUGUCGCCGUGGUGGAGGCACCAGUUGUACGAAAGAGCAUCAACAACAGGUAUGUAGUCAUACAUAUUUGAUACGCACUCGAGCUUUGAAACACGGGUAGGUUCGAUGCUUUACGAUGUAGUCACCGCGCACAGCCGCUGGUGCCUAUGCACCACAACGCAUGAAUUUGAGAAAUUUGUCCAACCGUGGACUUACAAAACUCAAAGACCUACUUAUAACCCGG